AUGAAAGAUCUCAUUUUACACUUACAAGAAAAAUUGGUCAUAAUUACAGAACGGGCAGGUAUAGUCCACGCAGCAUUUGAGAACCUACAAUUAUCGUUUUUUCAAAAUGCAAAAGACAAUUUAAGCAGUACACCAACAGGUAGAAGAUACUCUGACGAAGUGAAGGAAUUUGCACUAACACUAUAUUUUUAUUCUCCCAAAGCAUACCCCCGGUAUGUUAGGUCUAUGAUUCCACUACCAAGUCAAUCCCUCCUUCGGAAUUGGUCGUCAUCUGUUAACUGUGAACCAGGUUUUUUUAAGGAAGCAUUUACUGCCUUGGCAAGUGAA
Molecule: messenger RNA, 327 nt
Organism: Paramuricea clavata
Lineage: Eukaryota; Metazoa; Cnidaria; Anthozoa; Malacalcyonacea; Plexauridae
Source: the annotation of a GenBank genome assembly